AAGGAGAUAAAUGGAGUCAGAAUUGGCUAUUUUUAACGAUAUAAACGAAAUGUUUACAUUCCAAGGGACAUCAAAAAUGAACCCACAAUUACAUUUACUUUUUUAAAGAUCAAUAUCUACUUAAUUCUAGUAUUGAAUAAAUUCAAUUUUGAUUGGUGCAUCAUCAGGUGGAUAGUCAUAUUUUCUCAUAUUUCUAGGUAUUAUCAAAAUUGACUUAAUUGAAUCAAUGAGAUGCAGGGUGAAAAGUUCAAUUGACUUGGAAGACACUUUAAAAAUAGAACUAUACGAAAGUGCAAUAAGUGAAAAUCCCCAAGUGCUCUUGACAAAACGCGUCAAUGACGACUUUAAGCCACAAUUAGCUAAAUAUGGUAAAAAACGGUUUCAAAUCUCUGCGCCAGUGACGCAAAUGAAUCUUUGACACCGGUCCGAUUUCCUGUGAAUUGAUUAUAAGCGAAAAGCUAUUCAAUAUAUCCUCCAAUUGCAGUUAUUCGAUAUGAAUGUUCUUUAGCGGCCAACGGAAAUGCCUUCAUUCAGAAAAUAUUCACACCAAAAUCGGCAAAAACGUUCAUUCAACAAAAGGUGGUACACAUAAAAAAUAAGUGCAAUGUAAAUCACAAAUCAGCGAAUCCCUUCCCCAUCCCCUUUACCAUUGCAUUACGUUUCAGUUAUUUCGGUUGUUGUUCGUGGGAGAGGUCACUGUACUGGGCGGCCCAAAUUGGGAACGCAUCGGUUUUCACUGUCGAUAAAAAAAUUUUCUCAGAACUACCGCCGAAAUUCGACAAGUCAAUGCAAAAAUGGUUUAAUCAGUGGCUCAUUAUAGGCACAGAGAGAGAAAUUUAAUUUAUUUUAAAUUAUAUAUUAAGAAUCUUGUACUAUUCCCAACAUAAAGUAAAAUGCCUUGUCACAUAAUUAAAUUAUUAUUAAUUAUUUCUGAUUUUCAAAAGGCAAACCAUAUAUAUUCAAAAUCCAAAAUCAAGCCUAUCAUAACCUAUUUUCUUGCCGUGUAACUGGCAUCACCUGAGCCGCUUGGGAUACCAGGUGCAGGUGUUGGUGUUGACAUUUCGAAAUACGAUCGCGUCGGCAGAAAUUUACAAUACACCUACCAAAAUGACAAUCAACAGAACAAGCAGCUAAGGUAAAUGCGUCGUCGUCGCUGGUCGGGGCUUGUUAGGCAUCACGUAUACGCCGCUUUGGCUGCCGUUGCAACGAAGAAUUCUGCUGAGCCAUAGAGAAAUAAAUAUAGCAACUAAAGAAGUACAAGCGAAUCGUACACCUAGCGUGAGUCAAGGAAUUAUGUAUUUUUUUUUCGAUUUUUUUUGGUGUGAAAAUCGCUUUACAAUUUCCCCUGGUUUUAGCACUUUUGGGUAAGCGAAAAACGAUCACAACGACAGGAAAUUGUUAACAUACUUCCAAGAAUUUCAUGAUUUCGUGUAAUUGAAGUCGAGGUCAAUAGCCAUUGGUCACGAACUAUGCCUCUAAUCGAAGGGCUUAAAUGCGUUCUAUCCACAAAAACUGCUUGACUGUUCUUUUCCUGGGUCUUUGAACUACUGCGUAUAUGGGGUUAAACUAUAGUUCAAAGAUAUUGCGUUGUUUAUGCUAAAUGCUUUUUUAAUUGUUUUUAAAUUUGAAAUAUAAUUAUUUUGAAUAAUAUCGUUCAUCGCGGUUUUUUUGGGGUUAAUCAUAGCGACUGUUGUUUUUGAUAAGUAGGAACUUUUAUAGUCCUAAACCAGUUCCAAUGUAUCUUUCAUUCCAAAUGCUUUCGAAUGCGCUUAUUUUCUUAAUUUUCCUGACUGUCUUACUGCAGGAAUCAAUGGCCACUCGUCUCUUGAAGUUCACCAAUGUCAAGUGCAUGGAUCUACCCACUUCUCAUGGCUUUACCAAAUACGAGUACUGCCGGUUGAAGGUGGUGCGCAGAAAUCAGGUGGAACUUUCUCUCAAGGUCAGCCUGUUGCAACUUCCUAUCCGUAAUUUGACCACCAGAUUGCAAUGCUUUCAACGUCGUGAUGGCUAUAGACCAUUUAUGUACAACGUUCUCUUUGAUUUCUGCAAACUGAUGUCUAGUACCAAUUAUGAUUUAUCCUUCGAACGUUUUAUUUUCGAUGCAAUCCGAAAGCAGAGUAACUUUAACCAAAGUUGUCCUUGGAAGGAGAACCAUAUGACGGUUGAGAAGUUCGCUCUGGAUUUUACUAAGAUCAAUAUGCCAGUGCCCGCCGGAACGUAUCGCUUGGAUUUCACCUUUUACGCCUACGGCAUCGCUCGUACAUUGACACAGGUGUUUUUCGAGAAAAUCGAGUGACACUCGGACGGGCGUCACAACAAACUUGUUCUUAGUUUGUUUUUGUCAUUUAAAGCGCCCUAGAUUGCGUAAGUUUUAAAGCUCCAAAUACAACUCAAUCAAAUGGCAUCGCUAUUUUCAAUUUACAUACACCAACGAUUUGAUUUCCUUGCCGUAAUAAAAGUCUGUGUGGCAAGUUAAAGUCAAUCAAGUCAAUAAACAAUUACGACCAAUGGAAAAUUUCAUUCUCUUUUAGAGGGCUCGGCCUAGGCACAGUGGAAAAAAUAAAGUGUCCCAAGGAAUGGAAAUUAUAUUUUCAUUUCCCUCAGCUCAUACAUAAUCAAUCAAACUACUGCCCGGAGGCGGUUUUCAUUUAAAUAAAUACCAAUAUAUUCGCUAAUUGAUUCAUUUAGGUAGAUC
Messenger RNA from Drosophila eugracilis, 2695 nucleotides. RefSeq lists its product as uncharacterized. Lineage: Eukaryota; Metazoa; Arthropoda; Insecta; Diptera; Drosophilidae. The record is from RefSeq and is a predicted model, not a curated record. The transcript has 3 exons. The coding region runs from base 1736 to 2296 and encodes 186 amino acids.